Cladophialophora yegresii CBS 114405 is the source of this 2829-nucleotide messenger RNA. RefSeq lists its product as uncharacterized. Gene Ontology annotation, molecular function: DNA-binding transcription factor activity, RNA polymerase II-specific; zinc ion binding; RNA polymerase II cis-regulatory region sequence-specific DNA binding. NCBI's taxonomy places the organism in Eukaryota, Fungi, Ascomycota, Eurotiomycetes, Chaetothyriales, Herpotrichiellaceae. Gene Ontology annotation, cellular component: chromatin. The coding region runs from base 1 to 2829 and encodes 942 amino acids. The record is from RefSeq and is a predicted model, not a curated record. Gene Ontology annotation, biological process: DNA-templated transcription; regulation of transcription by RNA polymerase II. The transcript is spliced from 2 exons.
AUGGACACAACACAGUUGGCCGGCGGCGGAAGAGUGAAACGCAAGCAGUCUGGGAACAAGAACAAGACGUUGCCGUGUCCGCACUGCCAACGCCUGUUUGCGCGUCUGGAACACCUCCAGCGCCACAUCCGCACGCAUACCAAGGAGAAGCCGUUUGUGUGUGAGAUAUGCUCCAAGACGUUUGCGCGCAGCGACCUGCUGGUGCGACACGAGAGACUCGUCCACCCAGGCGAGGAAGAGCAACAUACCACAAGGAAGUCGCACAAGCACCAUCUCCAGAAUGCCAACAGUGCAAAGGAAGCGGCGGCACGGGUGCAAGCUCAGGUGCAACAGGCAGUGGGAGUUGACUCUGAUCCCAUGGACCUUACGCCGCAGCAGAAUCAGUCUUUGCUAUCACCCCAGGCGAGCGCGCACGAUGGGAGAGGCAUGAUGGAUAUGCUAGAUCCCCAGCUCAUGCAGCCUGCCAACGGCAUCAAUCCCGUCGAGGGUAUAUCUGCGCACCAUUCAUCAGCAAUCAAUGCGCCGUCGCUUGAUCCAUCCUGGGGCUACGACUUGAACCUUCUGUCGCAUGCCGCAAGCCAUGUCGCGUCAAGCGGCCAAGAUCAGUACAUGUCCGGCCUGCCUGUGACGCAAGAACAACUGAACGAGCCGAUGCAACAAUUGAUGCCUGCUGUCACCGACGGUCAGUACCAACCGAGAAUGCUGACCGAAGGUUACGGCCAGUCGACCUCGAUGUUCGAAACCCCAGACCUUGGCGAUCCCAUGCAAGACUUUACAGUAUUCCUAGACAGCGUAGGCCUUUCGUCCGAAUGGUAUGCCAACAUGUUUGGGAAUGAUCAGGUUGACAACUACAACUCCCCAACCGAGUUGAGAGGUGAUCACCUGAACAUAUCGAGGCCGCAUUUGAACGGUGAGCAUUCCACCGAUAGCAAACUCGCUGUUCCACAAGAAGAAACAAGCACUUUUUCACGAUUUGGCUCAAGAUUACCGUCCCUUCAACCAGAGUCGCGAGAUCCUGACUUCACUCGGCCAGACCCUCCGCGAAGCACGACGGUCGAAGAAGCAGAAGCCAAAGUGGUCAGAACCACCUGGGAUGUCUCUGACUCGGAUCGAUCCAUCUUUGCAUCGAGGCUUCAAGCUUUCGACAAUGUCAUGCCGAAGGGAUUCAUUCCUCCGUCGAGGCACUCGCUUGCACGGUACUUGGCGGGAUACGUUAAUGGCUUCCACGAACACUUACCGUUUAUUCAUGUGCCGAGUCUGCAGGUCGCAGCUAGUGGUCCGGAGCUGGUCCUCGCUUUGGCUGCCGUAGGGGCACAGUACCGGUUCGAAAAUAGCCGUGGCAUCGAACUAUUCUAUGCCGCCAAGGCCGUUGUGCUGGAACAGAUCCGGCGCCGUGAUGAGUCUUCGACGCCCCACUUGUGGAAUCGACCUCGCACUGGGUCGAUGGUGCAGUCGCCAGGAGGAGGGUUCGCAAAUCAGAGCCACUCGAGCAGCAGUCCUUUCCAGCAAGUCUCUCCAGAAGAAGCAAUCGCUGCAGACAGCAAGGAGCAGAUGGACUCGAUACAGGCACUGCUUUUGUUGACGGCGUUUGCGACUUGGGAGAGACAUGCUGAGCUGCUGCGCGAAGCCUUGGCAUUCCAAAGCAUUCUUGCACGGCUCGUCCGAGAAGCAGGUCUUACUAGUCCCGAGAUCAUGCAGUCACCAGAAGAGUUGACUUGGGAAGACUGGAUCCAGAUCGAAGGCGAGAAGCGCACGAAGCUGAUCGUCUACUGCUUCUUCAAUCUACACUCAAUCACCUGGAACGUGCCUCCGCUCAUCCUCAACUCCGAGAUAAAACUCAACCUGCCCGACCCGGCUAACGAAUGGAAAGCAACCACUGCGGAACAAUGGCAGAAACUACGGCAAGCCAAUGCCGCACCGCAAAUGCCUUUCCAAACAGCAUUCUCACGACUCUUCACCAAGCAGAAUCAAGCCACGUCCACUCCUAUUUCACCGCUGGGCAACUACAUUCUGGUCCACGCGCUCAUUCAACAGAUCUUCUUUGCACGGCAGCUCUCCCUGGCAUGGCCUGGUGUGGCUGGCUCGAGUCUCCGGAUGGAAGACAUCGCAGUCCUCGACCGCGGCCUUUCGUCGUGGAAAGCAGGCUGGAAACGUGCCCCGGAAUCCAGUCUCGAUCCGCAAAACCCCAACGGUCCUGUCGCAUUCACGUCUACUGCCCUCUUGGGCCUGGCAUACAUCCGCCUUCAUGUCGACAUGGGUCCGCUCCGCCAUUUGGAAACCCGAGACGCGACACAGAUUGCCAGCGCCUUGCUCAACACGCCGGACAUACGUCGUGAUCCACGUCUGACACCAGCGCUGUUGCAUUCGGCCCACGCGCUCUCAAUUCCCGUUCGCCUAGGAAUUGACUUCGUUGCCCGCACCCAGACCUUCUUCUGGUCAAUCCAACACUCCCUCUGCAGUCUCGAGUGCGCUUUUCUACUGUCCAAGUGGCUGUACGUCCUUUCCAACCUGAAAUCGUCCGGCGGCGCACCCGUCACCGAACACGAACGCAAACUGCUCCUGUGGGUGCGCUCCCUGCUUGACGAGACCGAGAUGACGGUCCCACUCAACGGCGAUGCGAAUGACCAUACCGUUCUGAACGAGUCGCGCGAAUUGCUCGACGACACGGAAAAGAUGAGACAGCUGAGCGUCGCGGUGGUGAGGGUGUGGAGCAAAACCUUCAAGGGCAAUACCAGCUGGGCGAUUGUUGAUAUGAUUGGCAGUGCGCUGGAGAUUUACGCGGAUAUUCUCGAGACGCAGGGCGAAAUGGCGGUGGCGAGUGGACGAUAG